AUGUAUAUCCACCUGCCAGGACUAGCAAAUCAGGAGGACAAAAAACGUGGCCUGAUACCAUUUUUUGCGUGCGCAACCAUUGGAACGACCGGUUGCUGUUCUUUCGACAGUCUUGCCUCUAUUGGACCGGUAUGUCAACAACACGAUGUGUGGCUCCAUGUCGAUGGCGCGUAUGCAGGAAACGGCUGUAUUUGUCCAGAGUUCCGACAUUAUCUUGAUGGAAUAGAAGCUGCGACGCGCUGCAUAGUGCGACGGCGUUGUCUAACCUUGAUCAACCCUGACUCGCGCUGUCUGGGUUUGAUACAAGCUGUGAAGCGCUGCAUAUUCAGCGUGCGUUGUCUGUCUGGUCAGCAUCUAGUGAAGCUGAGGGUCUCAAUAGAUUUCAGGUAUUCAGUGGUUACUUUCAGGAAUCUGACCUUCUUGAUAAGAUCAUUACAAGCGUGCACUCUCCGAGUUUCCGUCAACCUUAAGUUCUACUGGAAACCAAAUUGCAUGGAAUUAGCGAAGUACACUCAUUUGCAAACAAAUUUGUUAAUCCUUCCGACCAGUUUCAGAAAACAACCUGUGACAGAACCCAUUGAGGAUCAGGGUGAGGUGACCAUUUGA
This is a messenger RNA of Opisthorchis viverrini, 606 nucleotides long. RefSeq lists its product as hypothetical. Gene Ontology annotation, biological process: carboxylic acid metabolic process. The coding region runs from base 1 to 606 and encodes 201 amino acids. The record is from RefSeq and is a predicted model, not a curated record. Lineage: Eukaryota; Metazoa; Platyhelminthes; Trematoda; Opisthorchiida; Opisthorchiidae. The transcript has 6 exons. Gene Ontology annotation, molecular function: carbon-carbon lyase activity; pyridoxal phosphate binding.